AAAAAGAAACGCUAGAGAGAGAUUUUACAGUUGAAUAUUCCAUAAGGGCGGUUCCUCGGCGAGGAGAACCAAAAUGGACAAGUUCUUGCACAUCAAAAUUUCGUUGCAGAUCAUGCUUCUUCAUCAUUAUCAUCUGAUUCGACUGAUGCUUUAUCAUUAUCAAUGUCUUCUUCUGCUGUUGCUUCAACAUCUUUUGCUUCGUCUGCUGCUGCUUCAACAUCUUUUGCUUCGUCUGCUGCUGCUUCAUUAUCUCUUGCUUCGCCUGCUGCUGGUUCAUUAUCAUCAUCUGCUUCUUCGUCUGCUGCUUGGUCCACUGAGGGAAAUGUGGAAUCUGAAUUUGAGUUUGAUUCCUUGAAAAAAACCGGAUCAGACGUUUGGAAAUAUUUUGAGAAGUGUAAAAACCAAAUGUUUGCCAAAUGUCGGUUUUGUGGAAAGGGGUAUAAAACUUCUGGAAACACAACAAACUUAUCUGAUCACUUAAAGCGUCUUCAUCCAUUGAAAAUGGCUGCAAAAAAAGAAAACGUAGCCCCAAUUGACAAUUUUUUUUCAAAAUCUGAAGCGUACGAUCCUGCUUCACACAGAAAGAUAGAACUGGAUAAAUGUCUUGCUAAAAUGGUUUCGGUAGACAUUCAACCUUUUAGUAUUGUUGAUGAUAAAGGCUUUAAGAAUUUUGUAAAACUGCUGGAUCCAAAAUACAUUUUGCCCUCUCGUAAAACUUUACAAAAUGUGUAUACGAAAAACAUUUAUGAAGAAACCAUGUCAUUAAAACAAAAGCUGGUAACGAUCAGGCACUGCUCCCUAACAACGGAUUGCUGGACGUCUAGUGGAAACGUUUCUUACCUAACGUUGACGUGCCACUUUAUCGAAAAUUUCGAGCUAAAAACCGUAGCCCUUGCCACUCAGCCCUUGGUAAAUGAGGAGAAUCACAGCAGCGAUAAUAAUGCAGAGACAAUAAGAGCAAUAUGUUAUGAUUUUGAUAUUUUUCAUAAAGUGGAAACUAUUGUUACUGAUAAGGCAGUAUCAAUGAAAAAAGCCUGCGAAAUUUUGCAAAAAAAACACCUGGGAUGUUUUGCCCACUCGUUAAACCUAAUAGUUCAGAGCUGUUUGGCUUUACCUGAUGUGCAAGAUAUUUUGAAGUGCGUUAAAAAGAUAGUUGCAUAUUUCAAAAGCAGUGCGAUUGCUUACGCAAAACUGCGUUCUGCCCAAGGCGUGGAAAAGCCAUUAAAUUUAAUACAAGAAGUGCCAACUCGAUGGAACAGUGCUUUUAAUAUGCUAAAGCGAAUUAUAAAAGUAUGAGAGGCAGUUUGCUGUGUUUUGCUGAAAACAUUGAAGGCACCAGUUCCCUUAUCAGAGGACAAUUUUCUGUAAUUGGUGUUAUAUGUACUCUUUUAGAACCUUUUGAAACAGCAACACAAAACACAUCAGCUGCGAAAACUAUUACAAUUUCUUUAAUUAUUCCGACCGUGUUGGGCCUAAUUAUUGAAAUGGAAACUUAUAAGACGCAGAUGAAAACAACUGUAGGCGCUGAAACGUGCCUGUUUUUAAUAACACAACUUAAAAGCAAAUUACACCCAUAUGAAGCCAGAAGUGUCACAAGGAUUAGUACAAUUCUAGAUCCUAGAUUUAAGAAAGAAGGAUUCCACAAUACUUUAAAUGCGGACCAAGGAGUAGCAGCGAUAGAAAAUGAGUUGACCUACAGCUUUAAAAAUGUGCAGACGUUUCUUCAAACCUGGAACCGCCCGUCAAUAUAAAUAAUUCAGAUUUAUAUGGAUUUGUUGCCGAGAAAAUAAGAAACAAACCCAAAUCCGUUAGAUCUGACGCCAAUACCUUCAGCAAGAAAACGCAUUGCAAAAAAUUAAUCCGCUGGAAUAUUGGCAGGUAAACGAAGACCAGUUCAGCAAUCUCGCGCAGUGCGCUUUAAAGUAUUUUUGCGUUCCGGCCACUUCAACAGAAUCCGAACGAGCUUUCAGCAAAGCUGGGCUAAUUUGCAACGACAAACGAUCUCGCCUUAAACCAAAGGCUAUUAAAAUAUUAUUGUUUUUAAAACAAAACCAAUGGCUUGUCAACUAAAGAUGUAUAUAAGAUGUAUAUAAAUGAAAACAUAUAACAUAAAU
Drosophila kikkawai is the source of this 2114-nucleotide messenger RNA. NCBI's taxonomy places the organism in Eukaryota, Metazoa, Arthropoda, Insecta, Diptera, Drosophilidae. The record is from RefSeq and is a predicted model, not a curated record.